CAUACUACAGUAUGCUGCGCUUUGGCCUGUGCUUAGGAGACGGGCACGACGCGACUCCUGGGUCUGUCGUUUCGCGAUGAUCUCGUGCCACAAGUGUUCGUGGCGUUGUCGCGCGAGGAUCUUCCGGAUUUCAAAGUAGCGACAAUUUAUGGGAAACGAAUUUAUGAUCGCUUCGAGUCUAUUAUUCGAAUAAUUCAUCAGUUUUGUUUCUGGGUGGAAGUACAAGGAAAAACGGUCUAAACAGUUUUACGACUAUUUUUUGAAUUCAUCAAUUACAGGUGGUUUAAUUUGACAUGUACAUAACUUCUUGAAGAAUUCGGGAAUCUUCGAAGAUCACGAAAACCGGUUCCUCACUGACAGCUCAGGUUGUCCUUGAGGCAACUUUUCGAUCCAAGAGAAAGUAGAUAAAGGAGUGGAAGUAGAAAAAGAACAAGUUGAAGCCACUAGAAGGACGCAAUAAAAGGGCCAGUUGUGAAAAGCGUUAACAGAGUAGCUAAAAAAGAAAAGAGGAAGUUGAAGAGGAAGCAGAGUAUUCGCCACCAGCAGGGAAGCGAUCCCGUUUCUCGGCGCAGUAUCGUUAUUAGUAUCUAUAGAGAAUACCGCACAAACAAUAGCGGCUCUCGGUAGUAGGUGCAUAGCGCGAGAAUUUAUUAUUGGCCUGCACGGCAGGAAGGGAUCGUAGGGGAGAUCGCAGUAUCGCUAUACCUAAUCGUACCACCCAAGGUGGCAUAGAUUGGAAGCCCCAUCAACAUACAUCCUCUGUCAAGCCAGGAGUACAGCAGAGGAGCGUUUGCCGACUGCUGGCCCAUUUUGUUGGGGCUGCUUUGCCAUCAUUCAUCUGCAUUAGGCGCGCUACAGAGUUCUUCCGCUCUACCGGAAGUGUCCAUGUGAACGACCAUUGCUUGGUACUUGUGCAAUAACAUUAACCGGCAGCUACCAACUGAAAUUGAAAAUGGAAGUAGCAUCUGAAAUGUCUCCUUUGUCAAAUGCGGACAAGCAGGGUCGCUUGGUCGAGCGCACGUCUUACUAUCCUCAGCAGCCAAAUAAGAAAUCCCGGAAUCGUCGUCAGAGAGUUCAAAAAUGCCUGCAGCACAAUGUUCUGACGAUGUUGACGAUAGGAGGUGUCGUAGGAGGCAUCGUGUUGGGUUUGAUACUGAGAAACGUUAGGGAGGAAAGUUGGCGACCGCGUGAAAUAAUGUAUGUUAAUUACGUUGGUGAGCUCUUUUUAAGGAUGCUGAAGAGUCUUAUCUUACCGUUGAUUAUGGCCAGUCUCAUCUCGGCCAUUGGUUCUCUUGAUCUUUCAUUGAGUGGCAAGAUCGGUGCUCGUGCCAUUACGUAUUACAUGGUUACUACUAUCAGUGCCGUUAUAUUAGGAAUUAUUCUGGUGAUAUCGAUACGUCCUGGAUAUUCGAGCGAAGCUGAACAAGAGGCAAAACCUUCCACUGUACGAAAUGUAACGACCAUAGACACACUUAUGGAUCUGAUUAGAAAUAUGUUUCCACCAAAUUUGGUACAGGCAUGCAUUACACAGUACCGUACAAUAUUGAAGCCCCCAAACGAUACAAUCAAUCUUCAUAUACUCGAAUGGGACAUAAGUCACGAGUAUACCAGCGGUACUAAUAUUCUUGGCCUGGUGGUAUUUUCAACGGUGUUGGGAAUAACUCUUGGAAAAAUGGGACCUGACGGUAAACCACUGUUAGCAUUUUUUGCAGCACUUUCCUCGGCAAUGAUGAUAAUUACCAAUUGGGUAAUCUGGUUCUCACCCUUGGGAGUGCUCUUCCUUGUAUCAUCAAAGAUUCUGGAAAUGGAAUCGUUCAAUGUGAUAAUUGGUCAACUGGGCAUGUACUUUAUGACAGUACUACUUGGUUUGUGCAUUCACGGUUUCGUAGUGCUACCACUGAUUUUCUUUUUACUGACAAAGAGGAAUCCAGUGACAUAUGUCUCAAACAUGGCGCAAGCACUAGCGACAGCUUUUGGAACGAGUUCAAGCUCAGCCACAUUACCAGUUGCAAUUGGUUGUCUUGAGGAAAGAAAUGGAAUCGAUCCACGUGUCUCUAGAUUCGUAAUGCCUAUAGGUGCUACCAUUAAUAUGGACGGUACAGCCCUAUACGAAGCUGUGGCUGCCAUUUUCAUCGCUCAAGUUCGCAACGUCAACCUCUCUUUUGGACAGUUGGUUGCCGUUAGUAUAACUGCGACAGCUGCUAGUAUCGGUGCAGCUGGAAUUCCACAAGCUGGAUUAGUCACAAUGGUUAUGGUCCUGGAUACAGUUGGUCUUCCAGCAAAAGAUGUCACGCUUAUUAUCGCAGUCGACUGGCUACUGGAUCGUUUCCGGACCACAAUAAACGUAAUGGGAGAUUCUCUGGGUGCUGGUAUCGUUAAUUAUCUCAGCCGGAAUGAGCUGAACUCAUUUCCGCAAGGGCCUCAAGUGCAAAAGGAGACCGACCACCACACAACGUCUAUAUGAACAUCCGUAGGAUAGAGUAUCGAUAUUAAAGACCCCAUGCACGUGACAACGCAAGCAUGUAUCAUAGACUAGUCAUAUACAUAUGGGCCUGUCGAACAAUAAAUUGAUCCGACAAGGUUCAAAGGUUGUUGAGUUUGUUCCACAAUUUAUGAUAGAGUCUGCACGCUGUCACGUUAGCAUGAUUUCUCGUUCAAUCGUUUUACGCAGUUCGCGUUCAGUCAAUUCAACAGAAUGGCUUAUGAAUUAUUAUUUAAAUAAUAUAUUGAUCAUCGGUGAAGAGCAGAAUGAUAACAGACCUAUUGAUAACACUGCAUAUACUAAAUAUAACAUUAAGGGUAACAAAAAUAUGAUAUUCAUAAAAUUGUCCAUAUAGUGUACCCAAAAUUGGCCUAUGAAGUGUUCUUGUGUACUAUAAGUACCUAGGUAUAAUUUUCAUUUUAAUCAAUUUCGUUGUAUCAUCCAAUUAAUUAAAAUACCUAGUGAGACCGUGGGUCGAUGCGGUAUUUGCGAAUAAAAUUCUUUGAAAAGUUAUAUACUCAGAAUAGGACUUAUAGGAAUAACAAAGAUAAGUGAACAAGAAAUAUAAUAUGUAAAUAGAAACAUAAUCAAAUGUGAAUUCUCUUGAUAGCUCAUAACUUUAUUCUCUUUGGGUAAUCAUUUGUGUGACUAUAGCAAUGUAGUAGAACAAUGGAAUGGCUAGAAUGAAGAUUAGUCGUUAUUUCUAAUCUAAGACGAAAGUUGAUACACUUUAUGAUUGUUUACUGGAUUUUGCACUCUUUUAUUAUCAAUAUCCGUUAAGGAAAUGGCGAUAUUAUAAGUCGACCUACGAGGAUCUGAAUUAUUUAAGCUAAUAUAAUUAUCGCCCUUACUCUGCUACCUUUCGUGAAGUACAAAUUUAUUUUAACAAUCUUAUUCGACACGAGCCUCGUUUUAAAAAUAUAAUAACCUGAUCAUCGCACCUGAAAUCAUCUGUAUACACGAUAUAAGUACAUAUUGCAUAAUAUUUACCAUAUAACGUUAUAAUAUGUCUAUUGCAUAAAACAGGUGAAGGAAUGUUAUCUUCCUCACAUAUAUAUUUAUAUAUAUAUGUAUAUGUAUGUAUAUCAAAGUCAAAUAUCACAUAAAAUAAUCGUUAAAGAAUAA
Cephus cinctus (wheat stem sawfly) is the source of this 3607-nucleotide messenger RNA. Its product is annotated as excitatory amino acid transporter 1. The coding region runs from base 953 to 2464 and encodes 503 amino acids. Gene Ontology annotation, biological process: L-glutamate transmembrane transport. The transcript has 8 exons. Lineage: Eukaryota; Metazoa; Arthropoda; Insecta; Hymenoptera; Cephidae. Gene Ontology annotation, cellular component: plasma membrane. The record is from RefSeq and is a predicted model, not a curated record. Gene Ontology annotation, molecular function: L-glutamate transmembrane transporter activity; neutral L-amino acid transmembrane transporter activity; glutamate:sodium symporter activity.